Messenger RNA from Symbiodinium sp. CCMP2456, 717 nucleotides. The record is from the annotation of a GenBank genome assembly. Lineage: Eukaryota; Dinophyceae; Suessiales; Symbiodiniaceae.
AUGGAAUUUGUUCGUGGCGGUGCAAUCGUUUGCGGGCCGUUGUCCAAGGCGACUCAGCAUGGGCCGAUGCCUCUCUCACCGCCGCCGGGGCUUCCCAGCCCUGGCUCCGCGAUGCCACCGUCGGGCCUGCCAAGCCCUGUUACCUUGGUGCUUGGAGAUAAGGAGGCGAACCUCGAUCUUCCGCCGCCGCCGCCGGGUUUCGAGACCCUCGCCGUGGGACGCCGGGCAAAUGGCGUCCCGUUGUGCCAGGGUAGCUAUGGCCAUCCCCACCUUUGCGCACGACCUUGCGUACAUGUGAGCAAGUAUGGAGGAUGCGCGGCCGGUCACACUUGUGAGUUUUGCCACCUGCCCCACACAGAGGCCGCUUGCAAGCCGGACAAGCAGCAGCGCCACAUGAUCUUCCGGAUGACGGACCAGGAGCGUCUUGCAACAUUUCUUCCCCAUAUUCGCAAGAAGGCCGUCGAGAUUGGCCUCCAGGAGAGGGCGUCACACUUGAUUCAUCUCCUGGAGGCCGAGCUGCUUGAAGGCUCCGUGCGGCCGUCGUGGGUCGGCCGCAAGUUUGAGAAGGUACUGACGCGGAUGACGUUGGGACAGCUUGUUAGCUCCAGCAUGUACGAUUUGCCGGAACACGUUCGGCGAGCUGUGGCUCAACUGAGGCUGCAGUUACCCCCGCCGCAGAUCAUCACGCAAGCCGAAGGCCCUUCAGUUUUCCUGUAA